UCCGGUUGUUGAUAAUGAUGGUGGACAUUGCUGUUAUUUUGUGAACAUUUGAUUGAUCUAGGACACUUUUAUUUAAUGAUUUGGAAUGGAAUGAAAAAAUCCGAAAAUGGCUGACAUAGCAGAGGUGCCGAAGUCAGAUGCUCCUACCCGAAAGAGUAAGCGGAAGGCUGCAAGUAAGGCAAUGGAAGAACUCAUGCCAGCUGAUGGCAACAAAGAUGAUGACAAAGAAACGGAUAAGCCAGAUUCUCCAUCCCGAUCAACCUCAUCUCCAGACCCUAACUGUGCCAUCUGUCUCAGCAAGCUGGAGAACAAGUCUUUCACUGACAGCUGCUUCCACAUGUUCUGCUUCAUGUGUCUCCUGGAAUGGUCCAAGAUCAAGGCAGAAUGCCCAUUGUGCAAACAGCCUUUCAAGAGUAUAAUUCACAAUGUCCGCUCUUAUGAUGACUAUGAUCAGUACCACCUUGAAGUCGACGCAGUAGGGACCUUUGGUAGCCCCAGCGGACGCCGUUUUCGUUACCGGACAACGUUGACCCAAGAUCAUGUUUUCGGUUUCCGCCCAAGAAGAAAUUCUCAACAUCCUGACAUUGGAAGCCGUUUGCCUACCACGAUUACGACUCGUCAAAAUUGGCGUCGGCAGAGAGAAGCUGCUACAUCAGAAUUCAGACGACGUGUUUACAUCAACGGAAUGCGAGUGGUAGGAAUUAGAGAUUCAAGUGGAAGAUCUCGGAAUAUAUCACCUGAAUUCUUUGCCUCAAACCCAGCUACAUCCCAUCGCCUAGUGCCCUGGUUGAACAGGGAGUUGAAUGCUUUGCUCUACAAUCAUGAGGAACAUGUGCAAUUUGUUCUAGAAUUGAUCAUGGAUUUGAUUAAAAGGUUCCCUAUUCAGAGUGAAGAAUUCUUUCAGCAUGUGUUUCCAUUUAUUAGCAGACACACGAGACACUUCAUGCAUGAAUUUGAAAGCUUUGCAAAGUCCCCCUUCUGUAUUUCUUCAUAUGAUCAAAAGGCCAUCUAUGAGCAAAAACCAGAGUCAGUAUCAGACUCAGAUUCGGUUCAUUCUGAUGGAAAUGACAGCGAUGUGAUGAUAGUGUCCCCAACUUAUUGUCCAACAUCCCCGAGUUAUGUCCCUAAUCCAGCAAGACGAAGACGUGACCCUGGGGCUGUUAGACGCCACCAUCCUCGGUCAGAGAUAACUCCGUACUCUGUCAGUCUCAGGGAUUUAUUGGAGGAAGAUGAUGACCAUGUUACAUCCCACUCAGGCUGGGAGUCUCCUAUUGCUGGUCCUUCUUGGCACUUGACUCCUGAUACUAGCAAUGCCCUAGCAGUUCCUGGAAGCUCCAGUUCACAGCCAGGACCAAUCUAUCAAUUUCUUAAUAACAUAGCACGAAGGAAGCGGUCAAAAGUGAAGGUGGAAGGUGCCACUGGAAUUAAUGUAGAUUCUGAGACGAAUUUGGUUGAGUCGGAUUCAGAUUCUGGUAGUGAAGUGGUAUGUACUGGCUAUGACAAGCCCUGGCAGGAAAGGACUCCAGUUGUUGUUUCAACAGAUACAGAAGAAGAACGUAUGAUAGAAAAGGCAGAGAAGCUUAAGAGAAAGAAAGACCAGUCCAGGAGACCAGAAGAUUCCAAGAAAAGUAGGAGGAGGUCAAGAAGUCCAUCUCAUUCAAGAUCACGAAGAAGGAGAAGGUCGAGGUCAUCAUCUUCUCGAUCUAAUCGCAGAAGAAGUAGAUCCUGUUCCACGUCAAGACAUCGACAUCGUCAAAGAUCGACAUCUUCUCGAUAUCGCAGUAGGUCAAGGUCAGAGUCAAGACAUCAACGAUAUAGGUCUCCUUCACCAUCCACUAGGUCAAGAUACAGAAGAAGGAAUAGAUCCAGAUCUCUUGUUUAUGAGGAUGCAUUUGGCUACUCAAGACGUACAACUCAUUCUCCGGAAACAAACAGUGUGAUACAUUCAGACUCUCGAAGGAAGAAGAAAAAGGACCGUCACAGAAACUCAAGGUACAGUGACUCCUCAUCUAGGUCAAGGUCAAAAUCCUCUGAGAUAUAUCACAGAAGUAGACAUAAUAAAUCAAAAAGUUCCAGAAGACAUAGACGGUCAAGAAGUUCUAGUGUUGAAGUCUUAACAAGCAGACAUAGACACAAAAAACAUCAUAAGAAGCAUAAAAGGAGCCGAGACAGUGAUAAAGAGAAAGGUGCUUCUAAUAAUGUCCAGUACAAAAUAGUGAAGGAUAAAACUGAUGGAAAAUCUUCCAAAGACCCACUCUUGUCUAUUACCAUUAAAAGAGAUAAGUCUGAAGAUGCACCUGUUGUCUCAAGCACUGUUGAUGCAGCUCCGGUUGUUUAUCCUGAAAUAGAUAUCCCUGAUGAUAUAGUCAUCAGAACAGAACCAGUUAGUCCUCAGCGUACAGCUGAAACAUCAAAUGAGACAGUGACACAGACAAGCGAGGAAAGCACAAGCUCCUCACAGCAGGUUCCCAUUAGUACAAGCUCCACACCUCUGACACACAACCAGACAGGUUCAUCCUCUCAGAAGAAACCAGCAACUCCUAAAGAUGGCUCUGACAGAAAGAAGGAAGAUUCUGACUCCUCUACUGAACGUGUGGAAGUCAAGAGAAAGUCAUUCAAAAAACAUCCAUCUGGACACAAGAAAAGCAGGAGGCAGUUGCCACGUCUUCCUGAUCCUUCCACAAGCACUGUUACCAGUAGCACAAGUGUUUCCCAAGUGUCUGACCGGAGGAUCCCAGUACUGGAUGCUAUGGCUCACUUGUUCCAAGGAUUAAGUAACCAGGGCAUUUCUCAAACUCCACAGUCUGAUUUGAGAUCAGUUAUCCCUGGGAUGAUGUCGAACUUCUUUGAUACCAAUUUGUUGUAUGGAUAUCCUGCAACCGAUUGGUCCAGCUUGUCAAACUUCCUACCAAGACCUCCUGCUCAAGUGACCUCAUCUGACCACCCAGUGAUGGUGAGUUCCAGUGAUGAUAGUGAUGUUGUUUUAGAAUCUGUAGAUAACAGCGCCACACAUGCUGUGUCAUCUAGCAGCAAUUCUCUCCGAGACCAGGGCCUCCAGGACUUGAUGAGUGUCAACUUCAUGGACAGGAUUCCUGUUCUCUGUGAUGAGAUACAUAGUCAUAAGAGUAUUGAAGUCCAAGAGGAAAUCAACGUUGUGAAUUCGGAUAGUGAUACCAUCAUUGAGGCUAGUUCUACUGGAAGACCAAUAGCCUCUGAUGCUGUAAUGGAGGUCAUUGACAGUGAUGAUGAACCUAAGGAUCCCGCCACACCGGAGAGGACAGAUACAACUUCCAAGAAUGAUGAGUCCAAUGACACAGACAAUGUUGGAAAAGACCUCCCUGGUAGGACUGGGGACACUUCACAGACAGAAAUAAUUUCAGCUGCUUUAACAGAAGCACUACCUGUUCAACAAGAUUCAAAUUCAAAUCAUACAUGCUCUAUGAAUGCAAGCUCCUCAACAGUAAACACUUCUGAUCUUGACACUGAGAAGAAUGAGAUGGUUGCUAGGGACUCCUGUGCAUCAGAAGUCCCAGAUGACUCUGCAAUGAAUAGUAGCAACAUCAAUGAAAGUAUAAGCCAAAAUGUGUCAACCUCUGGAGAAGAAUCCAUUGAUGUUGGCAUGGAGUUACCACCAGGAUGUUCAGCUGACCUAGUUCCAGUUAAUGAUAGAAAUGGAACUGCAACUGACCACAGAUCAGAAGAAUCAAUGGACAUUGAUGUUGUUGGAGAUUCUGACGCUGGAAUGAGAACUGACAUAGCAUUUGGUAAUUUCAGAGAUGCUUCUUCAAAUGGAAAUGGUUCUCAACAGCCUAAUGCUAGUGAACAGAUAGACAUGGUGUCUCAGUUAAUGAAUAGUGGACAACACAGUGCUGACAGUACUGGACAUGUAGAAGACUGUAUCAGUAGUUCUCCUCCUGAGCCUUACCCACUUAAUGUGGGUGAAAGUGAUAAAGUAAGCUCACAUUUGCCUAACAAUUCUCCCCAGCAAGACAAUGAGCAGCUGUCAUCUGAUAGCAGGUCAUCAGGUUCUGUGGAAGCUGAAGGCAACUUUGAAAUCAGUUCUGCAGGUAACAGAACCAGUGCCAGACGUGACCGUUCUCUUGACGAUGGUGAAGUUGUCUCAUCUGAAAACGGUGACUCGCUGCCAGGUCCUGCUCCUCAGGUGAUUGAAGGUGUGAGUGAAAUUUCCUCGGACGAGGAUGAGGUGCUUGUUCAGAGGUAUCCUCAAGUCAUUGCAGAUGCUAGUGAUAUAUCAUCAGAGGAGAGUGAUUUCGGGGAGGGCACUCAACCAACAUCUAGUUCUGUGUCAGGAUCGUCUAAACUAAAUCCUCAAGUGAUUGGGGACAAUACAGAUUCUUCGGAUGAGGGUGAGAUUUCUUCAGAUGAUGAUGUCCAGCCUCAAGUGAUAGAGGAUGUCAGCAAUGUGUCAUCAGAGUCCGGUGACUGCAGUAGCAGACAUGAUUCAGAGAAUGAAAUAACCCAGUUUCAAACUGGCAGGUCAACCACUGUUCAAACUUCAUCAACAGCAAGCAUUUCAAGAGGGUUGAAUGGGACCACAGCUGUGGAUUCAAGACUUAAAAAUAGUGAUAAUGAUGACAGUAGUUCGGGAGAACUAAGUGAUAAUAGUGAUGAUGAACAGGUUUAUGAUGAUAUUUCAUCAUUAGAGAACUUUGACUCGCCAGCAAGUCCAGUCAGUCAGCCUUUGGUGACAAGAGACUUAGAGGACUCGCUGAGUGAAGGAGAAAUAGUAUCAGACUGAAUGAAUGUGCUGUCUGAUCUUACGUCUUUCCCCACAUGCACACAUAUUGUUAUAGAUCAUUCAUGGUUAGUUUGCAUUUAAAUAGCCAACAAGGAUCUUUCAUGUGAACCUGCAAACUUGUACAUAAGAUUAUAUUUAACGAUAUGGCGUCAUAGAUUAGGACUGUUUUAAUUUCUUUAUUUUGCAUGUUUAGUAGCAAAGAUUGUUUUGUGUAGUCAGGCUAAGAAUGCAGAAAUAGGUGUGGUUGUGAGUAAACUAAUUUAUGGUGUGGUUGAUUCAGUUCUUGCAAGUGUUUACACACAUGGGUGGGGGAAGACAUACCACCAACGUCACUGAUCCCUGGGCUAUAUUAAGCCAGAUUCAAAACAUAUAGCAGCAAAUCUCAAGGGCCUCCGCUUAUUCUGAACACUGCCAGUCAUUCUUGGUUUAUGAAUGAGUUUCUGUGACACAGUAUGGUUUGCAUGUCUGUCAUGUAUUCUUAUAACAGACAUACUGUUCAAGGCGUUAAUCUCACUAACUUUACAUAGCCACAUUGGGUUAAUGACACAAUUUUACAAUUCUAGAUUUUGAUGAUUUACCAUUUCUAAAAGCAUUGGCGUCACAAGUCAUUAUUUUUCAAAAACGUUUAUGUAUUCUUAUUAUGUUCAGUGUGGCAGUGUAAUAUGUAUAACCAAGACUAGUUGUAUUGUGCUAUGGUAAUAAGGAUUUAGGGGGCCACAUAACUAAUCAGGGGCGGUGGGGUAGCCUAGUGGUUAAAGCGUUCACUCGUCACGCCGAAGACCAGGGUUCGAUUCCCCAGAUGUGUACAAUGUGUGAAGCCAAAUGACCUGAUUUUUACUUUCAAGAAUAAAAAGAGACUUGGUGAAAAGUCACAAAAAAUUCUGCAAUCCUAUCCUAAGGCCAGACCAAUUUUAUUUCUUAUUUUGCAGAUCCUCUGGUCAUAUUUUUUCAAAAAUAUGAAAAAAGGAAAACAAUUCCCCACUCAAAAAUUCAAAUCCUAAUGUUUGUAUUGGUAAAAAAUGUAAACAUACAAGAAACUUUUUUCGAUUGUUUUUUGCCCCAUAUACACUUCAUAGAUUGCCAAAAGUAAAAUACUUUUAGUAUUUUGAAGGAAUAUUACUUUGACUGGUGAUUUCUUUAAAAAAAAAUUCCUUCCUGCCAUCAGGUUUUCUGAGGACAAAAAUGUGUGAAACAAGAAAUAAAACUGGUCUGGCCUAAAGAACAUUUUUCAACCAAUCAGAUUAGCAGUCAUAGCAGUCAGUUCCCAGUCUUCAGUCUAUGUCCAGAUAUUGCAUCUAGUCCUGAGUGGAGACAUUGUCUCUAUGCAAAAAUAGUAGAACUGAUAUGUAAAAGGUAGAUGUUUUUCUAGGUAACUUUGAAGAUAUUGUUGAUGAAAACAACCAGGUUAUGUUUUUCAUAGAAAAUGCCAAAUGGAAUAUGCUGUUCCACUUUUGAUACAAUAUUAUUAUCUCACUGUGAUGCACAAAACUGAUUCUAAUUGUGUCGAGUUUAUGUUGAAAUAAUGUAUCUGAUAGUCCCUAUCAAAGGUUGUAGUGUAUUUUGAUGUAUCGGUUAACAGUGUAACAGUGUGUUUGUUGCUUGAUGCAGCUCUGAGCACUGUUCCAGACAUGUGAAGUAGUCAUUUUCCUUUAUGGCUCUGGUAGGGUAGUCUAGUGGUUAAAGCAUCUGCUCGUCACACCAAACACAAGGGUUCGAUUACCAACAUGGGUACAAUGUGUGUCCCCGCAAUGAUAAUGCUGGAAUAUUGCUAAAAGUGGUGUAAAGCCAUUCUCACUCACUUAAGACUCAGGUGUCACAUUCAAGGUCAUGUUGUACAAUGGUAUUUCAUUUGACUCUUGAAUUGAAGGUUUAUAUAUUAUAAGCUGUGUUUUGAAAUAAUCAGUAUCAACUAGAUUGAUAUACAACAUAAAAUGUAACUUACUUGAGAGGCAUUUAGAAGUUGGAGCACAAAGGAAGGAUAACAAUAUAUAUAAGGCCAGACCAAUUUUAUUUCUUGUUUUAUGGAUCCGACA
Molecule: messenger RNA, 6792 nt
Organism: Haliotis rubra (blacklip abalone)
Lineage: Eukaryota; Metazoa; Mollusca; Gastropoda; Lepetellida; Haliotidae
Product: E3 ubiquitin-protein ligase Topors-like
Exons: 2
Coding region: 107-4759 (1550 amino acids)
Biological process (GO): protein monoubiquitination; protein polyubiquitination
Molecular function (GO): metal ion binding; ubiquitin protein ligase activity
Source: RefSeq, a predicted model, not a curated record